Molecule: messenger RNA, 1525 nt
Organism: Paramacrobiotus metropolitanus
Lineage: Eukaryota; Metazoa; Tardigrada; Eutardigrada; Parachela; Macrobiotidae
Product: proton-coupled folate transporter-like
Exons: 6
Coding region: 101-1525 (474 amino acids)
Biological process (GO): transmembrane transport
Cellular component (GO): membrane
Molecular function (GO): transmembrane transporter activity
Source: RefSeq, a predicted model, not a curated record
GCCAACGUUUCCAAACCGCUUUUUUGAGAAAUCAUUCGAUCAAAAAUGCCAUAAUUUAUUAACAUAACGUUUGUUAAAUUACUUAGCUAAUUACUGCAUAAUGGGUGCUCUCACUUUCGAUAUGGACAAGAAACCGGCACCGGAUGCGGUGCGGCGACGCAGCUCCAUGAAGUACACGCCGUCUAAGGAGGAUCUGCUGGCGGCGGAUGUGGCGGAUGAGAUCAAUGUCGAUGCGCUGCCCACUUACUACACCGCACUGCGGAUGGUCCCGUUGAUGGCUUUCUAUGGAUUGGCCAUGGGCACGGUGCAGCCGGUUUUAACGGAGCUCAUCAAAACUCGGACGUGCCAAGUAGCGCUGAAUUACACCGACGAGAUCUGUGAGAAUCUCAAUAACUAUACCAAGGAGGCGAAGGCCGUGCAACGGGUGACCUCCCAAAUCCAGAUGUACCAGACACUGGUGGACAGCCUUCCUGCCAUGUUCUUCUCACUGUUCUUGGGUUCCUGGAGCGAUGAAUAUGGUCGAAAAUUACCUAUGCUGGUACCGUUUGCUGGAUUGGUGAUCGCGCAUGGAUUUAGUUUGAUUAACACUUUCAUCCGCAUUUCUCCGUAUUACCUUAUGCUAACCCCCUUUAUCACGUCAGCCACGGGUGGAAUGGUGCUGGUCAAUGUUGCCGUCUUUAGUUACAUGGGUGACUACACCAACGAUCGUACCCGCUCUCCCAACGUGGCCAUCGUCGACGCCAUUCAUAUGUUGUUGCGUUUUGCCGGUUCGGCCGUUGGUGGCCAGUUGACGCAGUUCGGAGAGUCUGUGCCGUUUUACUUAACCAUCAGUCUGCACGUGUGCAAUUUUAUUUUUAUAUUCUUUGCGAUCCAUGAACUGCGUGCCUUUAAAAGUAUCAAAGACUGCAAGAUAACCGAUGUCGUCACCCUGGAACGCGUGAAGGACAACUGGCGAACGCUGAGUAAAAAACGACCGGGAUAUAAUCGGCUGUUUCUCCUCUUGAUCAUUGGAUGUCUUCUCAUCAUCGGUGUUUGCGUCAUCGGUGACAUGUCAAUCACGCAGCUUUAUCUGGAAUUCGACCCGUUCAACUGGACACUGCAGCAUUUCACCAUUUACAACGCCAUUAACGGUGUCGUUGAGGGAGUGAUCAUGGUGUUCGUCAACAUUGUCCUGCGCCGGUAUCUGACGAUUUCCGACACCAUGAUCGGGACCAUUGCGACCUUGUCGGCAGUGCUGCAUCUGCUGUUUUACGGGUUGGCAACGAGCAGUGCCUUUAUCUACAUUGCAGCUGGCGUUGGUUGCUUAAAGAUGUUGGGUUUUGUCUCCAUCAAGUCGGUGACGAUCAGUCUGGUGGACCGCGAUGAAAUCGGGAAACUUCUGUCAACGAAGAUGUCGCUAAUGUCUAUCGCGCCCUUUAUCGGCGUCACUGUUUUUACCAACAUCUUCACGCACACCAACGAAUGGUGGCCGGGCUUCUGCUUCGUCCUGGGUGCGUGUGUGACCGCGCCCGUGGUCUUCGUCUGA